This is a messenger RNA of Hemisphaericaspora subhashii, 894 nucleotides long. RefSeq names its product mitochondrial 54S ribosomal protein uL4m (gene YML6). Gene Ontology annotation, cellular component: ribosome. The coding region runs from base 1 to 894 and encodes 297 amino acids. Gene Ontology annotation, biological process: translation. Gene Ontology annotation, molecular function: structural constituent of ribosome. NCBI's taxonomy places the organism in Eukaryota, Fungi, Ascomycota, Pichiomycetes, Serinales, Debaryomycetaceae. The record is from RefSeq and is a predicted model, not a curated record. The transcript has a single exon.
AUGUUUAGACAAUCAAUACGUCAGUUGGCAACUGCUGCUACUACAACCCCUAUUGCAUCUGCCGCUGUGGCUACCACUGCUGCCGGAACCGCUUCUGCUGCCGCCACUACCAGCAGCGCAUCCACUGCCACUGUUGACGUUGCAGAAUCAACCACUACUACCACAAUUGACGAACCAGUCUUCCACAAUGUCCAACCUGCUAAAUACACCUUAGGUUCCUUACGUGCCUUCCCAUCCCUCAAUCCAUUCACCUUCAUCCCCCUUCCAGCCAAAUUCUUCACCAUGCCAGAAAGAAAAGAUAUAUUAUGGAGUGCAGUAGUAUUUGAAGCCGAUGGUGAGAGAGUUGGAUCAAAUUGGGCACCAACCAAAGGAGACAAAUUAUUUUCAAAUAGAAAAGUAAGACCUCAAAAGGGGACCGGUAGGGCUCGUUUAGGUGAUGCAAAUUCACCCCAUUUGUAUAAUGCCAUCAAGGCGCAUGUAAUCCAAGCUCCACAUGAUUGGUCAACUGAAUUGCCGGACAAGAUUUAUUCCAAAGCCUGGUCUAGUGCGUUUAGUGAACAAUAUAAGGCUGGGAAUUUAUUUAUUAUUGGUGCUGAUCCUGAAGGAAAGGUUCAAUCAGAUAGAAAAGGGGAUGGAUCGAUUGUUGAUUUUAAUGUUUGUGAUCCAUUGGUUUAUGAUAAAUUUGCGAAGAGCCAUAAUGUAAAGGGAAAGGGGUUGUUGUUUAUUACUAAUUCUAAGAGAGAUAACUUGAGUCAGAGUGCCAAAGAAAGAGAUAGUAAGAAGUUUAUUGUAAAGACUAAAGAAGAUGUAGAUGUUAGAGAUAUCUUAAAGGCUAAUCGUAUCUAUGUUGAAUUACCAGCUUUACAAUGGAUCAUAGGUAAACAUACAGUCUAG